AUGUCAGACGAGAAUUGUACCAAUAACAACGAUGGCGAUAACAGCAAGAAGGCUGUGAUUUCUUCUUCGUUUCCAUCUUCUCCCCUUCACGACAGCAGGUUAGAUGAAAACGGCAAAAAUAAAAGCAAAAUUUAUUGCACGCGUUGCCCGAGUCUUAUUCUUACCCCGGGAAAUGGAGGAUACGUUCGGAAAAAGUUUUCUCUUCCAUCUGACAAAGAUAAGAAAACUCACCCAGAGUUAGAAAUAGACGAAAAAGAUGUGACUGAAGAGACCUCACAUGACUGCUGGAUGAUUGAAAACAUGUAUGCUUUUGAAAACAUUGGAUUUUCUAACACUGUUGGGACAAUAAAAUACCUUGUUUGUGCUGAUUGUGAAUCUGGACCAGUCGGUUGGCAUGACCUUAGCAAUGGAGGCAAAGCUUGUUUCUUAUCUUGGGACCGUGUGCGGCAUUCAGAUUCUAACUAA
This is a messenger RNA of Acanthosepion pharaonis, 465 nucleotides long. Lineage: Eukaryota; Metazoa; Mollusca; Cephalopoda; Sepiida; Sepiidae. The record is from the annotation of a GenBank genome assembly.